UGAAACAGAACAACAUAAAUGCCAAAGAGAAUUUGUGUACGUCAGAAAGAAAAGAGAGAGAGGGGUCACUUUUGCUUUUCUGCAGUGUAAAAACAAGCACAAACAGUCAAAAUAAAGAAACAGAAGAAAGUGAGGUUUGAGAACCAGACCAUUGGUCCAAAACCCUUGUUAAAGAGGGUCAUCCUCUAACAUAUUGAGCUAAAAAAACCAAGAAAUGGGUUUUGCUGUUUUUCUCCUAGCUUUCUUUCUUUUCCUGUCACGAACACAAUGGGUUCUUGCAAAUAUUGAGAUUAGAGCACUCAUGGAUAUGAAAGAUGCUCUAGACCCGGAAGCCAGGUACCUGAGUUCAUGGAACAUUAAUGGUAGCCCAUGUGAUGGUUCAUUUGAAGGUGUUGCCUGCAAUGAGAAAGGUCAAGUGGCUAAUAUUUCAUUGCAAGGAAAAGGGCUUAACGGGAAGGUGUCCCCUGCUGUUGCUGGGUUAAAGUAUUUGACUGGUUUGUACUUGCAUUACAACUCUUUGUAUGGAGAGAUACCAAGAGAAAUAGCUAACCUGACCGCGCUGAGUGAUUUGUACUUGAAUGUGAAUAAUCUGUCCGGGGAGAUACCUCCUGAGAUUGGAAACAUGGCCAAUUUGCAAGUUUUGCAGCUUUGUUAUAACCAGUUCACUGGAAGUAUACCUUCUGAGCUGGGGUCCCUGGAGAGGCUUAGUGUUCUUGCUUUGCAGUCAAAUCAUCUCACCGGAGCAAUCCCUGCGAGUUUAGGGGAUUUGGGGAUGUUAAUGAGGCUAGAUUUGAGCUACAAUCACUUAUUUGGUUCAGUUCCAACAAAAGUAGCAGAUGCUCCUCUGCUUGAAUUUCUAGAUAUCCGAAAUAAUUCACUCUCUGGCAAUGUACCUCUAGCUCUUAAGAGAUUGGAUGAUGGAUUCUUGUAUGAAAACAACUUGGGAUUAUGUGGAGCUGGGUUUAUGUCUCUGAAAGCUUGCAAUGCAUCUGGUCUUAUGCCAAGCAGACCUGAACCCUAUGGAACAAAAGUAAAUGGCCUGCCAAGAGAGAUCCCAGAAACAGCAAAUUUGCAGUUGCGUUGCAACCAAAGUCAGUGUUCGAACCAGUCCAAGGCCCAUCACGCAUCAGCUGCUGUUGUUACAUUUGUUGUGACUAUUUUACUGGCAGCCAUAGGAAUUCUGACAUUUAUUCAGUAUCGCCGUCGGAAACAGAAGCUUGCUAGCCCAUAUGAAAUUUCUGAUAGCCGCCUGAGUACUGACCAGGCAAAGGGGGUAUACAGGAAGAAUGGCUCUCCUCUAAUCAGUCUUGAGUAUCCUAAUGGAUGGGACCCUUUGGCUGAUGGCAGGAAUUUAAGCGGGAAUGCACAGGAUGUCUUCCAGAGCUUCAGGUUCAACUUGGAAGAGGUGGAGACAGCCACACAGUACUUUUCCAAGGUGAAUUUGUUAGGUAAGAUUAACUUUUCUGCAACCUACAGAGGAAUUUUAAGAGAUGGAUCCACGGUUGCCAUUAAAAGCAUUAGUAAAAGCAGCUGCAAGUCGGAGGAAGCUGAGUUCUUGAAGGGGUUGAAUACUUUGACAUCACUGAGGCAUGAGAAUUUAGUGAGGUUGAGAGGAUUCUGCUGUUCAAGGGGCCGAGGGGAGUGCUUUCUCAUUUAUGAUUUUGUUCCCAAUGGUAAUUUGCUGAGAUAUCUUGAUGUGAAGGAUGGGGAUGGCCAUGUGCUUGAAUGGUCCACCAGGGUUUCAAUUGUGAGGGGUAUUGCCAGAGGUAUAGCAUAUUUGCAUGGGUACAGCGCAAACAAACCUUCUCUGAUCCACCAAAAUAUUACUGCUGAAAAGGUCCUCAUUGACCAGCGAUGUAAUCCGUUGCUCGCGGAUUCUGGCUUUCAGAACCUUCUUACGGAUGACAUCGUGUUCUCAGCACUCAAGACCAGUGCCGCCAUGGGGUACCUAGCUCCUGAGUACACUACCACAGGCCGGUUCACAGACAAAAGUGACGUGUAUGCAUUUGGAGUAAUCGUUUUCCAAGUUCUCUCAGGGAAGCAAAAAGUGAGUAACUUGGUGCGUCUUGGAGCAGAUGCUUGCAGAUUCCAAGAUUAUAUUGACCCCAAUCUCCAUGGCCGAUUCUUUGAAUACGAAGCAGCUAAGCUUGCAAGAAUUGCUUGGCUUUGCACUCUGGAGUCUCCUAUGGAAAGACCAUCUAUGGAAGCAGUUGUUCAUGAACUAGGUAGCUGCAGUAGCUGUCUCUAGUUUCCAUGAGUGUUUUCUUUUACCAUUGCCUGGGGAAGUUUUCAAAUAGGAAAUUGCAAGCUGAAAAAUGGCAGUGGCAUUAACCACUCACUGAACUUUUGUUCAUUGUUUUACUGCUAUAUCCUCUUGCUGAGGACUAGCUAGCUUUGUCGCAAGUGUGUCAUGGGAUGGUGAGUUUCUUGUAGACCAGAGAUGGAAACCUCAAUGAGGUCUUAAACGUAAAUAUAUUGUUGUCAAUUCCAUCCCAAUUCUAUAAAUUUCAUCAAUUAGGUCCCAAGUGUUUUCUACAUUUCUCAAUAGAUAUUUUUGUCCAUUUUGUAAUAUGCAUAUUUUAUUCACGAAGAUGAUGUUUAUUGCAAGA
Molecule: messenger RNA, 2609 nt
Organism: Populus euphratica (Euphrates poplar)
Lineage: Eukaryota; Viridiplantae; Streptophyta; Magnoliopsida; Malpighiales; Salicaceae
Product: probable LRR receptor-like serine/threonine-protein kinase At1g34110
Exons: 4
Coding region: 215-2248 (677 amino acids)
Biological process (GO): protein phosphorylation
Molecular function (GO): protein kinase activity; protein binding; ATP binding
Source: RefSeq, a predicted model, not a curated record